Messenger RNA from Lodderomyces jiufengensis, 573 nucleotides. RefSeq lists its product as uncharacterized. Bases 1 to 573 code for a protein of 190 amino acids. The transcript has a single exon. The record is from RefSeq and is a predicted model, not a curated record. NCBI's taxonomy places the organism in Eukaryota, Fungi, Ascomycota, Pichiomycetes, Serinales, Debaryomycetaceae.
AUGUCAUCAGGUUUGAAAAUCAAUUUGAAAAAGAAACUAGGUACAAAGAAGUUGAAACCUUUGGCUGAUGAAAAAGAAGAAUUUACGACAAAAACAUUAAUUAAUUCAUAUUCAAAAGAAGAUUCAAAAGAACCACCACCUAAACAAUGGGUAAUAAAACCUAAAAAAGUAAGUAGUUCUAUAAAUGUAAAACCAACACCAAAAAAAGAGGAAGAGAAAUUGAAAUAUGGAGUUACUGAAUUUACUAAAACCACCACAAAUGAAGAAGAAUCAAUCGUUAAGAAGUUAAUAUAUGAAUCAGACGAUGAAUCAAAUAAUGACUCCGAGAACGAAAAUAUACCAGCAGAAGAAUUUGGUGCAGCUUUUCUACGAGGUUUAGGAUGGGAUGGGAAGGAAGAAGACGAAGAAGCAGAAGAAGAAAAUAAAAAAGAAAGUAAAGAAAUACGACAUCGACAAAAGGGAAUAACUUUAGGUAUUGGAGCAAAACCAAUAGAUGUAGAUUUAGCAAAAGAUUUACAAAAUCAAGAAUCAAAUGGUAAACCAAUGAUAAAACGACGAAAAAUCAAUAAGUAA